AUGGACACUCUUAAUCUGCAGUCUGCUUCCGAAUAUCUCAAUAACCUGCUUCUCGCCCGGGGACUCCUGCGGAAUGGGAGACGGAUCGACUUUGCAGACCCGGGGAACGCUGCGGAUGGCGCUGAAGACACGAUGGCACAAAUUAUUAACUUGAUCCACGAUCUAGUGACUCGGAGAGACCGUGAAGCAGAACAACGGGAAAGUCUUGCCACCACUGUGAAAAAUCUCCGAAAGACAGAAGCAAAACAGGCACUUCAGGUGGAACAACUGGAGGGCAAAACGAAAGAACUGUCUCGCUCGAUUGCUCUGGCAGAAGGGCAAGAAACAGCAUUUAAAUCCACAAUACGCAAUGCAGAUAUUACUAUACGUGGCCUAAAAGAUCAGAUGCAGCGGAUGAAGUCCUCGAUUCAGCAGAUAAGAACCCAGUGCGCUACAGACAUCCGCAAACGAGAUAUUGAAUUGCAGAGACUAAAAACACACCUGACCGAGCGACAGCGUGGAAAGAGAGAUGGAUACGGUGUAAUGACUAUCACGAUACAGCCUCCACCGAAGACGAACACUUCCAGCCGAAAGGUGGCCCAGGGGGGAAACACUGUGGAUAUACCGGGCCACAGCCUCAAGCAAGAAACAACAGAGUAUUUGACACAGCUGUGCCAGAGUUUGAGUGAUGAAAACGAUGCGUUGAUACAGCUUUCUCGGGAUACAAUUCAGACGUUAAGAGAGCUGCAAGGACUGGAAGAUGGAGAUGUGGAGGGGGUUGCUGAGGGCGCUGCAGGGAAAGAAGAAGGUGUAGAUGCCGCUCUAUCCCGGCAUGAACUGCUAUCAAGGGAAAUGGAUGCUACUCUCAACCAGCUGCGAGCCCUACUUACAAAUCCAUCCUUUGUUCCUCUGGAAGAAGUGGAACUCCGGGACUCUGAGAUUGCUCGACUGCGGGAUGGGUGGGAGAAGAUGGAGCAGCGAUGGCAGGAGGCAGUUUCCAUGAUGGACGGGUGGCAUAAGCGAGUAUCUCACGGGAGCGGGUCGAUCAGUCUGGACGACCUGAGACUGGGAAUGUCCUUCACGACAGACUCGAGCAUGCAGAAGGACGCGGGCAGCACGCUGAAUUUAUCCGUGGAUCAGUCGGAAUCGGGCAAUUCGGCUGUGUCGAGCAGACGGAUAUCCAACGACUCCUCGACCCGGGAGAGGCCGAAGAGGCUGUUCGACAUCGAGCCGUCAGGAGUCGCCAAAGACCAUGCACCGGCAGGCAAGACCGCUGGGGGUGAGAAGGUGGCCGCGCAGAGAUCAGACGCAACUGAUGUACGCCAGAAGAGACGGAAGCUGCAGCGAAACCGGCCGGCCUGA
Trichophyton rubrum CBS 118892 is the source of this 1341-nucleotide messenger RNA. RefSeq lists its product as uncharacterized. NCBI's taxonomy places the organism in Eukaryota, Fungi, Ascomycota, Eurotiomycetes, Onygenales, Arthrodermataceae. The record is from RefSeq and is a predicted model, not a curated record. The transcript is spliced from 3 exons. The coding region runs from base 1 to 1341 and encodes 446 amino acids.